AUGUUUCGAGCUGCAACCCUUCUCACAGCGGCCUUGUGGCUAAGCGGCGCCAACGCCCAUCUUGCAGCUUUCCACAAAGGAAUGUACUGUUUGAAUGGUCCGCAAGCUGCGCAAGAUUUGAAUUCCUAUGCGAUUGUCUCACCUCUAUACCAGCUCAACUUUAAGGAUUGGUGGUUCCAUCAUAUCAACAACUGUGACCUAUAUCCUCCUGCAGACGGGGACUUCCUCGAGCUUCCUGCUGGUGGAAGCUUCACCGUCGAGAUCGCCUCCAACCGCGCAAAGACCACACUGGCGUACAACGGGCGCGACACCUCAGAAUGGCCAGACGGUGCGACAUACCCCGAGGACUAUUGCAUGCCCAGAAUCAAUCUAUGGCGGCCGGAACCGCAUUCGCAAUCUCGUACAACCACACCCUGGAAGCGCGUUAUCAGCUACGAUGUCCCGGCCAACUUGCCCGCCUGCCCUGAAGGAGGCUGCAUCUGCGCUUGGGGAUGGGUCCCGAACGGCUGCGGCCAGCCGAACAUGUACCACCAGCCAUUCAAGUGCAAAGUCACCGGCGCAAAGAGCACUACGCCCAUUGCACCCCCACAGCCACCCGUGUGGUGCGAGGGCAACCCAGGUGCCUGCGUCAAGGGCUCGAAGCAGAUGAUUUACUGGAACCAGAACGAGGGCAACAACAUCGCUGUCAGUGGAUACGACCUUUCAGGCAGCUUCAAGUCUCCAGCAUACAAUGCCAAGCUGGGUUUCGCUGAUGGCGCGCAGAACGAUAUCUUUGCUGGCGCUCCGAGUGCUCCCGCAGGCAACUCCGGUUCCAACAAUUCUGGCUCCAACAACAACAACUCGGGCUCGAACAAAUCCAACUCAAACAACGGCUCAGGCUCGAACAACGCAAACUCAGGUGGAAACACCGGCGCAAGCCCCGCCCCCGCCAAUCUCGCCGCAGGCGCUUCUUCCUCUGCCUCUGCCUCUGCCUCCGCUUCUUCUGCAUCCGCUGCUUCUGUGUCCAGCAGCAACGACAACGGCAACCCCGCCCCGUCUUGCCAGAAGCGCUCGAGCAGGCGCAGGAGACGCGCUUUGCUUCCCUCCCCGGAGGAGGGCGUGCUCGUCAAGAAAUCGCCCGAGCCCGAGCCACAGGUGAAAGUAGCUGCAACCACCGCGCACAGGAGGCUUUACGCGAAGAGGCAGUGGUUCUCGCUCUGA
This is a messenger RNA of Psilocybe cubensis, 1200 nucleotides long. RefSeq lists its product as uncharacterized. Lineage: Eukaryota; Fungi; Basidiomycota; Agaricomycetes; Agaricales; Agrocybaceae. The record is from RefSeq and is a predicted model, not a curated record. The transcript is spliced from 9 exons. The coding region runs from base 1 to 1200 and encodes 399 amino acids.